AACAGAAGACGAAGAAGAAGCAGAAAAUGACUCCAGGCAGUAGCCGGAGGAAUGCGCGAAGCAGAACGUCGUCCUCCACCGAACCAAACGACGGAGGCGACAAUUUUUUUGGAAACACGAAACCUAGACGGAGAGAUAGAAAUAAAAACCAGAAUUCAAUUCGGAUUUUGAACGUUGACAUCAAAAUCAUGCUAGGAAUUAGCGUAUUGGCUUUCUUCGUAAUUUUUUUGUUGAUUAAUAAUAUUAUUAUAAAGCCUGCUGGAAAAGCACUAAGACCUAGGGUUAUCACUCCAUUUCCUUCUCCUAAACUCAUGGACCUUCCUCAAUUUCAAGGAGAGCACAGAGAGAGCUUAUAUUGGGGAACUUAUCGUCCUCAUGUUUAUUUUGGAAUUCGCGCAAGGACUCCUCGGUCUUUGGUAGCUGGAUUGAUGUGGGUUGGUAUGAAGGAUGGGAUGUAUCAUAUGCGACAUGUGUGUCAAGACUCUGAUGAGCUUAGCACGUAUGGCUGGACGCAGCAUAAUGGUCGUGAUUUUGGACAUCAGGUGUUGGUUGAUCAGGGAUUGAAGUUAGCUACGAGUUUCUUGAAAUCCAAGAGUGAAGGAAGUGGAUAUGGAGGUGAUUGGGCCGUUCAAAUUGAUGUGCAAACUGAUAAAUCCGAGUGGGAUAAUGAAAUGCUGAGACAUGGGCAUUUGUUCUUCUAUUUGGCUGAUGAAAGUGGACAUUUUCUAAAUUUGGCAGGAGAUACCUUUGACAUCGAUAAGAAUUCUCUUUUAGCAUCAGGUUCACGAUCUGAUAUUGGGGAUUGGCAGCUACAUUUGGAAUCCAAGGAUGUUUUGGAGCUCCACUAUUCUGGUUUCAGGACACCUCAUAUUCACAAUUUAUCUGAUCUUGUCCAGCACAAUCUCGGAGCCCAAGUAAGAAAGUUUGGCCAACUGCUUCUAUCUGACUCGUCUGAAGAUUCUCCGAACAUUCUAGUUUUUCAGAUUUCUGCAAGUAUUCCUUUCAAAGCAGAUAUUGUUUUUGUAUCUGGAACCAAAGUGAAAACUUCAAAAGUAGAAGAACGUGUGCGCAGGCUUACAGGUGCCCCGCUGACAAGUUUAUUACAAGAUAGGCAAACAGAGUUUGAUAUCAAAUUUGAGCGCUGCUUUAAUGUUGCUGACAAGCUUGAACCUGAAUCCACAAUUGUUGGUAAGGCUGCUAUUGCUAAUAUGUUGGGGGGCAUUGGCUACUUUUAUGGUCAGUCAAAGAUUUCAUUCCCUGAAAAUUCUAAUCUUAGAGGACAUGAUAAUUUUAUUUCAUACUGGCCAGCUGAGCUGUAUACAGCUGUUCCAAGCCGACCAUUCUUUCCAAGGGGAUUUUUAUGGGAUGAAGGUUUUCAUCAACUGUUGAUCUGGCGAUGGGAUAUCCAUAUUUGUUUGGAUAUUAUUGGUCACUGGUUAGAUUUAAUGAACAUAGAUGGAUGGAUUCCACGUGAGCAGAUUUUGGGUUCUGAAGCUCUAAGUAAGGUUCCAGAGGAAUUUGUUGUUCAGUAUCCAUCUAAUGGAAAUCCCCCCACCCUAUUUUUGGUUAUUCGUGAUCUACUUGAUGGGAUGGAGAAAAAUAAGUUCACUGCCACUGAAAGAAAUGGGAUCACUUCCUUCCUUGAACGGGCUUUUGUUCGCUUGGAAGCUUGGUUCCAGUGGUACAACACAACGCAGAAAGGGAAAGAGAUGGGCAGCUAUUAUUGGCAUGGGAGAGACAACAAAGUAACUCGGGAACUAAACCCGAAGACACUUUCCUCUGGGCUGGAUGAUUAUCCUCGUGCUUCACACCCAAGUGACGAAGAACGACACUUGGAUCUUAGGUGUUGGAUGCUUCUCGCCGCAAAUUGCAUGCAGUCCAUUACUCAGUUGUUUAAGAAGGAUAAUAAGCCUGAAAAGGAAUAUGGUUCAACAGCUAAGCUACUUUCAGAUUUUGACAUGCUGAAUCAGAUGCACCUUGAUCCUUUGGUUGGAGCUUAUUUUGAUUUUGGGAAUCAUACAGAAAAGGUUCGUUUAAGUUGGAAAGAGACAAGGGUGGGAACUCGAGAGCUUGUUCGUGAUGUACUAGAAAGGCCAGUAUCAAGACUUGUCCCUCAUAUUGGUUAUGUCAGCCUUUUUCCAUUCAUGGGGAAAAUUAUUCCAUCUGAUUCGUGGAUUCUGGAAAAACAGCUUGACCUCAUUUCAAACAGUACCAUUUUCUGGACAGACUAUGGACUCCGUUCUCUUUCCAAAACAAGUUCCAUGUACAUGAAGCGCAACACAGAGCAUGACCCACCUUACUGGAGAGGCCCAAUUUGGAUGAACAUGAAUUACAUGAUUCUAUCUGCACUCUACCACUAUUCCAAAGAGAAUGGACCGUAUAGUGACAGAGCCAGAGUAAUCUAUGAUGACUUGCGGGGUAAUUUGAUUAGGAAUGUGGUUCGCAACUAUCACCAAACUGGGUUUUUGUGGGAACAGUAUGACCAGAAGAAGGGUAAAGGAAAGGGUGCACGCCUGUUUACUGGCUGGACAUCACUUGUCCUCCUAAUCAUGGCAGAAGCUUAUACCUAAACAUGUAUAAUUUUAUUUAUCCAUGGAAGGAACUUAAAAUACGAACCCCGAGAAAUAUGAUGUACGAUCCAUUUGCAAGCAAGGGCUCCCCGAAUGUGGUUUCUUGCACAAUUUGAGGAGGUUGAAUUUUUGGGUAGAGUGGCCAUGCACUCUGCAAAUGUCUUGUCUUCUUGCUGUACAGCACGCAAAUUCCUUCCAACUUUCCUGGUCUUUCGUUUUUGGUUUAACAAUAAGGUAUUUAUUUGUUAAUCGAGAUUAAGUUUUUUUUC
Molecule: messenger RNA, 2839 nt
Organism: Populus nigra (black poplar)
Lineage: Eukaryota; Viridiplantae; Streptophyta; Magnoliopsida; Malpighiales; Salicaceae
Product: mannosyl-oligosaccharide glucosidase GCS1
Exons: 22
Coding region: 27-2570 (847 amino acids)
Biological process (GO): oligosaccharide metabolic process; protein N-linked glycosylation
Cellular component (GO): endoplasmic reticulum membrane
Molecular function (GO): Glc3Man9GlcNAc2 oligosaccharide glucosidase activity
Source: RefSeq, a predicted model, not a curated record